This is a messenger RNA of Triplophysa dalaica, 4481 nucleotides long. It is a transcript of the gene cped1, whose product is annotated as cadherin-like and PC-esterase domain containing 1. NCBI's taxonomy places the organism in Eukaryota, Metazoa, Chordata, Actinopteri, Cypriniformes, Nemacheilidae. The record is from RefSeq and is a predicted model, not a curated record.
CUCGGGACUGUUUUUAAUAAACCGUGGGGCUCCUAUUUGAGAAGAAAGACGCCUUUGGAGAAACUUUUGUCUUGGUUAUGGAUACUUUGAAACUGUAAUUAGAAAUUACAUCCGGCUCUGACGCACAUAGAAUUUGUUAAAGGGAUCUGUAGAUUGGGCAAGAAGAUGCAUCGUGUUUAAACCACUGCAGAUUUUUACAUCUAUGGUGUUACGUUGUUUGUUAAAUAUGCGCGCUUUCAAAGAACGCGUUGGGUUCCAGAGGCGCGCGUCGGAGCGCAAGAGCGCGGUGUGAUCCGGAGCGAUGAUGCGGGGUCCGAAUGCGCAUUCCAAAUGGUAUGUCUUUUGACUUUAUCCAGACACAUUUCUGCAGAAGUGGGAAUGUUUUUCCGUGGGAUCUGGACGCUGCGUCGGAGAUGUUGUACGGGACCCCUGUUGCUCCUGGGGAUAGCGGUGGGUGUCUUCUACCACACAGUCACUGUGGAUAGGAACGGAACCGUGUUCAAGUCCGAUCAACAGGUCCGGAGGAAUAAAUCACUGAUGUCUGAUCAUAAUCUGCUUCUGAGGAACCCCGAGAGACUCGCAUCUCUUCUUGAGACAUCACGGACUGAUGGUUUUAUGCAACGCAGCUGUGCGGGAAAAGCCAUUAUUCUUACAGGCCAAAACUCUCCAACAGACACUGAGGUCCAGUUGUACCAGAGAGUCCUCCAGCAGCAGGGGUAUCGUGUGGACCAGACCCGUUACGCAGAGACCAGCGCUUCCCUCAGACAGGACAGAAGAGAUGGAAGAGACUGGUCUGUCUUGGUGUGUCUAAAGGGCUCAGAAAAAAGUUGCCUGCGAAAAAUCAACUUUGCUCAUCCUCUGUACCACCAGAGGGUUAACAUUAUACCAGCGUUUUCUGGAGCCUUUCUGGACAUGGGCGGAGUCUGCCGGUUUUUGACUGACAGCAAGUUAGCAGGAGUGAUAUUACCCAUCGUCCCAUCUGCCUGCUCUCCAUCCACGCCAUCCCAAGACGGCACUCCGCACACCGUCACAGAUGAACGGACAAAGCCAAUUGAAGGCGCACAUUCACACAAUCACAAUUUCAACACCACUGUGAGCAUAUAUGUCCUGGUUACCUCUGCAACACCGUUGAUAGCGCUCAUCCACCGCACAGCCCUGGUCAAGACCCACCUGGCCAAAAAUAGUUAUGCCACUGAUCUGCAGGUGUUUUUUAGAGAGACUGGGUCUGUUCUCUCCAGUCAGGCUAGUGUGCACAUGAAACAUGUCGUCAGUCAAAUCCUGAAAGCGGCUUUAUUAACUACACAGGAGAGCACAGCCUCACCCCGGUGUCAGCUCUGUUUUCAGUUACUGACCUUCACGUUGCACUAUAAUGACUCUCUCCAUCCGGUUGUGGUACAGCUUCGAACAGAUCUCCAUUUUGACGGAAUGAGAGACCCCCACUUUGAUGGACAGAUCACCAAAGAAUACAUGCUGGAGGAUGUAUUGAAACUGCUUUUCCCAGCAUGCAACAGUGAGGCUAUGGGGGCCGGUCCUUCGCUCAGUACACAGUACGGUGGCUGUGAUUGGCCGAACAGUCUGUGUCUGCCUCAAGAUGAACUUUAUUUACUGCAGCAGUUUAACCAACACCUCAAGACAUCAGGGCCUUUUCAACUGCUGUACCCUAUAUCUCCUUCUGAUGAUCUCCAUCAUGAUCUAAUCCAGAGGUCCCUCAGUGUCCAGGAUGAUGGAUGGAGACCAGCUCUCAUGGCCCUUCUCCAGGAGCUCAGCCUUUAUUACACGAGAAGAAAUCAGACCGGACGCAGCUUCGAUGACCUAAAAAACCGGGGGCAUGGUGAGACACAUCCAGACCAAUCAGAAGACAGAUCACAAAAAGGGAGAUGUGUUGAUCCUCACUUGAGGCAGCUGUACACAGACCCUCCGAUGGCACUUAUGCCAGCGUUUAAUGCGUGGGUAAAAGAAUACCGAGCCGAGGUUCCUUUUGAUGUGAUCACCAUUUGGACCAGGCCAGAACCGGCCAGCCCACACUGCCACAUUCACUUGGAUGAACAUCGAGGACCCAGGAUGGCAAACUACCCGGUCGGCCUGGGCAACAGCAGAAUCAACAUUCUGGUGACGGACGAAUCAGCAGCCGAGCCCGUCGUCAUGACGAUAUACACUCUGCAUAUAUACCGUGAAAGCAGGCCCAGCCUGCCAAUGUUUGAUGAGUAUGUGAUGUGCAGCUUUGUGCAGGACUGUGGCCUGGUGGUCAAACCAGACCAGCCUUGCGGUUUGGAGCCGGUUCCAGGAUCGUCAGAAGAAACUCAGCCAUCAUCAUCACCACCACCUUGCUUAUCAGGAGAUGAGCCUGGUCGUUGGGUUGUUCCAUGUCUGAGCUGUACGGACAACAGGACCUGUGACUGGAGAGAGGUCUCCUGGCAACCCGACAGCUGUUAUCACCCCUUGCUGGACCAACCUCAGUUACAAACCUGCAUGAUGGACAGAAAGGUCCUAUUCAUUGGCGACUCCACCAACAGAGGGAUGAUGUACUACCUGAUGGAAAGAGUGAACACCACGCUGGAAGAUUGGGACAAGGCCCACGAUACCAUCAUCUACCACAAUCUGAAUCAAGGGCGAACUAUCGCCAGUUACUCCUACUACCCACAAUUCUGGCUGCCGAAGGCCCAGAGACCCACCUUCCAAAGAGCUUUGGAACAGCUUAUAGAGAGGUCAAGGCCCCUGGAGGAUUCCUCUAAGACAGUACUGGUCGCUGGUGGGGUGCAGUGGCUCAACCUAAACCAUCUGAGGACCAUUCAACAGGUUCUAAAGAGUGAGGGUCUUCAGAACAUUCUGGUAGUGGUGAAGUCUUUAGGAAUGGGUUUCCAUCUUCCUGUAGAUGGCAUUCGAUCCCUUCCCCUGAGCGGAGUGCAAGAACUCUAUCAUGUGAACAAGGAUAUUCUGGAAAAUGCCAAACAUCUUGGAUAUGAGGUCAUUGACACAUUCAGCAUCACUAUGGGACGAUAUAAAGAGUUCCUGCAGGGCCGGUGUGCCUGCCAUUACCAUGAGGUCUAUAAGCUUCCUUUUCCAACUUCUGCUUCUGAAGGAAAGCUGAAGAUCUCAAGGUAUGCUGGAGAAAGUGGGACCAGGGCCAAUGUGCACACAGGACCUCAACCAUCGUCUCAACCUGAUGUUUCCUACCACGUCAAGGGACCAGUGAACAAAGUCUACUCGGAAAUCCUACUAAGUAGGAUUUGUGUGAACCGUGCUGUCAGCGGGACCAUUCGGCAACAAUGACAGAGACAUUUAGCGGCUGGUGACGCUAACCUAAGUGUGUUUGCAGCGGGAAAAGCAUCUGUAUAAGUAGCUAUGAACACGUACAUCUAUUUUUUUAAAAGGGCUAAAUGCUCAGGUAUUUUUAAACACAGUGAGCAAUGAUCGGUCUAAAUCUACCAAUGCUGGAUCAAAGUGGUACAUUGGAGAUGGGCAGGUUAGGUAGAUGUUUGUGCAUGCAGGGGGAUCCAGAUGGAUAGGGGCAUGGGGUGAGGUAAAUGAGACCCUCUGACGUCUCGCCAAAAUGUCUUUGGCAGCUGCAGCUUAAGGGCUGCCAGUGACUGCUGUCGUCAUGCGACCCUUCAAACAGCUUUUCAAAAAACUUUCCUUCAAUGCUAAUGCAACGUUCCUACAAUGCUGCUGCUAGAGCUCGGGCGGAAAUGUUCCCACAUGUAUUUUGGAAACGUUUUGCAGGCACUACGCAGUGCCUUUCAUGUCACGCUGUCUCGCAUUGUCACUUUUAUGGAAGCUCGGGCGAUGUUUUGAAGUCUAGCUUUACACUCCCUUCUUUCACAUACCAGGUCCAUGAGUAUUUGUGAAGUAUUGUAUGCCAAAGGUCUUACGAAGGAUAUGUUGUAGUAUGUCUGUCAUAUGUUCUUAACAAAUAUUUCUACAUUUAUUUUUCUACCAGUGUUUUCUAGUGCUUUUAAUAAUAACCUUUGUAAAUGUUGUAUAGCCUGCUGUUCACAGGAAAAAGGAUAUCUGUAUAUUUAUGCUAUUUCAGUAAGUUUUGAUAGUAAGCAGUUUUAUAUUUUGACUGGGUUAAAUCUGAAUUGUUGGAAUGCAUGACAUGUUUCACUGGUCUGCUAUUUAGUUGGAAAAAUGUAUUUGAAUAUCCCAUAGGUCUUCUCUUUCCAACAGUUUUAAGCUUUAAACAUGAAGUGAAAUGAGUUCACAAGAAACUAUAAAUACUUCACAAUGCAUGUUAACUCUCCUCCUAUUUUGCACACUGUCUUCUAUUUCAAAGGGUUGUGCUGGCAACGAUUUCCCACAUAUGAUGUAUCAGUUUUGAGGUCAGUUUAUUUAAUCAAAUUUAUUAAGAAUGUUUCUUGUGUUUAUGAAGGAUUGUGCCAACAUUGUCUAUUUGCUUGGUUAUUUAAAUCAUACAUUUUAUGCAUAAACAGCAUUCAAAAUGAAAUGUCACAACAUCAUGAACAAUUAAACAUAUAUUUUUU